CCUGCCUCUGUGACUGUGUGUUCCAAAACAAGCCAAGGUAUCCCCAAACCCGUCCACCAUGACUCCAUGAGUCCAUAGUAGGAGUCUCUCUCUCCAUCGCUGGAGAGUUCUUCCUUUAGCGUCUUACCUUCAUCCGUAUAGCCGUCGCCCUCUUCCCGUCUCGCGGCCAUGGGUUAUGAAAACGAUCCGGUUCUUUCCUUCAUUUUAGGUACAUGGACGAAGACGGCGAGCCUCUGAUGGACCCCGACAUGCCUUCCGAUCGGGAACCCUCGCCGGAGCCCGGGUACCCGGUCGACGACUACGAGGAGGAAGACUGGCGGCGGGAGCGGUCCCCGACGCCGGUGCUGGACUCGGCGGUGGACGAGGACAAGGUCGGCAAGCCCAGGAAGAGGCUGGUGAAGAAAGGCGCCAAGGAGAGCUCCCAGGAUCACAGCGGGAGCCCGCUGGCGGCGCUCGCCGAGGAAGGUUUGGAUGACUGGGAGGAGGAGGAGGAGGAGGCGUCUUCCUCUAAGAAGAGGAAGGCCUUGUAUCUGCUGAAAGUCGGAAAGGAGGGGAGUGGGAAGAAGGAGAAGAGGAAGUCGUCGUCGUCAAAGAUGGAACGGUCGGCAGGUAAGGUGUCCCAGGCUGGAUCGAAGGGCUAUGAAGGGUCUAGGGAUCAGGGCGGUGAUCCAGAGAUUAAAGAACUAUGGGACACCAUUGCCGGGGGAGAUUCAGAGGAUGACCAAGAGGGCAUGAGAACCGUGGAUGAUGAUAACUUCAUUGAUGAUAGUGGUGUUGAUCCAGCUGAUCGCUUUGGAAGUGACAAUGAAGCUAGUUCUCCAAGGAAUGCUCCUCAGGCAGUGGAGGGUGAGGAAGAUGAUGAAAUUAAUCGACUCUUGAAAGGGGGUAAGAAAAAAAAGAAGAAUGAGAAAUCACCUGCUGAACUGGCUUUGAUAGUUGAACAUCUCAUGGCUGAGCUUGAAGUCACAGCUGAGGAAGAUGCUGAACUAAAUAGGCAAAAUAAACCAGCCAUUAAUAAACUCAAGAAGCUCCCUUUGCUUAUAGAGGUUCUUUCAAAGAAAAAGCUUCAGCAAGAAUUUUUAGAUCAUGGAGUACUAACUCUUCUGAAGAAUUGGCUCGAACCUCUGCCCGAUGGAAGUUUGCCUAAUAUGAAUAUUCGAACUGCCAUACUAAAGUUAUUGACUGAUUUUCCCAUUGAUUUAGAGCAAUAUGACAGGAGAGAACAGCUCAAAAAGAGUGGCCUUGGGAAGGUCAUUAUGUUUUUAUCUAAAUCCGAUGAGGAGACUACAUCCAACAGAAAACUGGCGAAAGAAUUGGUUGAUAAAUGGAGUCGGCCGAUAUUUAACAAGAGCACUAGAUUUGAGGAUAUGAGGAGUUUCGAUGACGGGAGAGUUCCCUAUAGAAGGCAAACUAUGAAGAAACCUGCAGCUAGAGCUGCUGGAGUGGAAUCUAGAGACGAUGAUCUUGAUUUGGCUGAGUUCUCACAUGAUCGCAAGUCUGGACAAGCAGCUUCCAGGCAACAUGCUUCGAGGCCAGAAGCAUUGCCCUUGGAUUUUGUUGUGCGUCCUCAAUCGAAGGUAGACCCAGAACUGAUCAGGGAACGAGCUAAGCAAGUCAUGCACGAUCAGCGUCGGCUGAAGAUGAACAAGAAAUUGCAGCAGUUGAAAGCACCCAAAAAGAAGCAGCUGCAGGCAUCAAAACUUAGCGUUGAGGGUCGUGGAAUGGUGAAGUACUUGUAAUCAGCUACAGGUGAUUAAGCAUGAGCAAUAAACUGUCAACCAUAUCAGGAUCAACUACCAUACAAUAACCAUGGCAUAUUCUCUCGGUGGCUUGUUACUUUCAUGAAAUGAAUGUUAAUAUUUUUAUAUAUUGUGGCAUAUCUACAAUCACUAAUGCCCAGAUCUGUUUCCGCCAUUUGUUGGGGACAGUAACAGAGGAUGGGAUAAAAAUUAUCUUGGCCUCCUCUGGUCGAGAAAGGAGGGAGGGAAGUUCUUAAUGUCCGAGGAAUUGGAGACAAUUACUACAGUCUCAUUGUAUAAAGUGGCUGGUACACCAAUAUUUUGUCUAUAAUGCUGCAGUACUUGAUGUGA
This is a messenger RNA of Phoenix dactylifera (date palm), 2090 nucleotides long. Its product is annotated as protein IWS1 homolog 1-like. Gene Ontology annotation, biological process: brassinosteroid mediated signaling pathway; regulation of DNA-templated transcription elongation. The record is from RefSeq and is a predicted model, not a curated record. Lineage: Eukaryota; Viridiplantae; Streptophyta; Magnoliopsida; Arecales; Arecaceae.